AUGAUCACACUCUGCGACCUCCCUGAUGACAUCCUCCUAGGGAUCCUCACCCAACAUGUCCGCUCCGAACGCGACAUCAACGCCUUUUCCCAGGCAAAUCGCAGGCUACACAACGUAGGGAGGCGGUGCCUCUACCGCCAGAAUGCGCUGCACAACCGAAGCAGCGCGCUGCUAUGGGCAUCCGAAACCGGGAAUCUAGCCACAGCCAUAUACGCCCUCGACCCCGGCGGCGCAGACGUCAACACUAAAUCCCGCAAACACAACGGUGGGACACCGCUCAUGCUCGCCUCCGCGAAGGGACAUGGCCCGAUCAUCCAGUUACUUCUCUCAAAAGGAGCGAACCCGAACGCGACUAACAUUCACCAUGAAACAGCCCUCUGCGUCGCAGCGCAGACCGGCGCCGUCGGCGUGGUCGAGCUGCUACUGGAAGACCCCGGGACCCUCCCUGACUUAGCCGACGCAUCUGGACUGACAGCCUUGUGGUGGGCCUGCUGUAAUGGCCACCACGCUGUCGUGGAACGACUACUCGCGAGACCUGAUGUCGACAUCAACCGCCAACGACAAGCCGGCGUGACGCGGCUGAUCUCGGAAAACAGCGCAGCGAACACUGCCGUGGUGCAAGCGCUGUCCGAGGACGAGAGGAUCGAUUUGGACCGCUGGACGGAGAAUGCCAGGACUGCUCUGAUGGUGGCUGCCCUGAAUGGCCACGAGACGAUCGCAAAGCUGCUGGUCGAUACGCCGUCAUGCAACAUCGACGCAGAAGACUCCGAGGGCAAACGAGCGCUUUCGUACGCUGUAAAAGCUGACUGCGGGGCGAUUGUCCAGCUAUUGAUCCAGAGCGGUACGGACGUGAACCACCGGGAUCUGUUACGCCGGACGGCGCUUGCCAUGGCGGCGGAUCUUGGCCGCGACAGCAUUGCAGACUUAUUGCUUCGGCAUGGUGCUGAUCCGACUGUCACAGAUAGUCAAGGCUGGGUGCCUCUUCACUGGGCUGCGCAGGGCGGUCAUGAGGCCGUUGUCCGGGUACUCCUCGAAGACGAUCGGACGAACCCGGGGCAUGUGAGCUUCAUGGGCAUCACGCCGCUUUAUUGUGCGUCACUGGAUGGCCACUAUGGAGUGAUCAAGCUCCUGCUAGCCAGAGAUGAGAUUGGCAUCAAUUGUAAAGACAACGCUGGCUGGACUCCUCUGACCUGGGCAGCUUUAAACAGAUCCGCGAGUCUUGUGCGACUCUUCUUGGACGAUCCCCGGACAGAUGUCAAUGCUCAAGAGCGUCGUGGCUGGACGGCGCUUUUCUUUGCGGCGAAAAUAGGUCAGCGAGAUGUUGUGGAGGCUCUUUUGAGUCAUCCUAUGAUUGACGCUGCGAUCAGGGAUCAGACUGGCAAGGAUGCGAUGAUGUGGGCGAAGGAACGUGGUCAUUUGGAUAUUGCUGCCUUGAUUGAAGCAUCUGUAAAGCGAAAAGCUAUGCCAACAGUAUAG
Molecule: messenger RNA, 1476 nt
Organism: Aspergillus udagawae
Lineage: Eukaryota; Fungi; Ascomycota; Eurotiomycetes; Eurotiales; Aspergillaceae
Exons: 1
Coding region: 1-1476 (491 amino acids)
Molecular function (GO): protein binding
Source: RefSeq, a predicted model, not a curated record